GUCAGGUCCAGAUCACAGUAACAAUACACAAGAACACUGAGGCAAGUUAUACCAAUCACAGGUAUCUGUGACCAGCAGACCCCUCUUAAAAUAGACUGCCGGGACGUUGGUGUCAUAAAAGGGGGGCGGGGAUCCUGGAGUUAGUGAGCCCUAACUGUCCCUACAACCGCUGUCCCUUCCUAAUGCCCAUCCACCCUGAACGAUGGAAUGACCCUUUACUGAGGAUGGACCCUAUACUGCAUUAAAGUUAUGGGCAUAAGAGUCAAAAAAAACUAACUGUACAUGUCGGGAAACCAGUAAGGAACAUAACGGGAAUACUACAAAGCUCAAACAGAUAUAUCAGGCAGGAUAUAGCAUACUAACAAAUAGUUCAGAAACCGGGAUCAAGAUUAAUGUCAGAUAUGAUAAUAUGAACAAGACUAGAUAUGUGGAUAAGUUUAAAGCAGACAAAACCAGGAGAUGCCGGGGAUGAACAGGUUAACUGAAUGUCAGAACAUUAAACGGGUCAGGAAAUCAAGAGCACUGUUCACACUAAACUCCAAACAAAGAACACACUGGACACCCCACUCCAUACAUGGAGGGACAUCAAUACUAAAGCCCCAAAAAAAACACUUCUACAAACACAAGACAAACUCACUCCUAGAUAUAUGGAUUAGCACAAGGCUCAGAACAGAAUUCUAUCCUAGGAAAUCCAGGAUUAAACAAGGUCAAAACAGGACUGACAAAUGCACAGUCUGAACAGGGACUUGGGCAACACCAAGCAAAUACAGAACGAACAAUGCAAGAAUAGUAAAACACGACAAAGUACUCAAACAAGGCAAGAUAUAAAAUCUAUAUCACAUAACUAGGACAUGGAGCCAUGGCUAACUAAAGACAUUAGUGCACACAGACAUAGCAAAAUAAUGACAACUUAGUCAGAGCAACAGGUGUAAUUUCCAGCCCAGAGCAGCACCUGAAGAGGCCUUAUAUCCACUCCCAGUGCUGAAGUCAGGAAAGUUAACUCUUCCCAAACCAGGGAGAAAAAACACAGAAACUGUUGAGACAUAAUGUCUGAACAGGACUCAAAGCAGAAAAAGGCAAAAUACAAAUAAACAGACAUUACAGUUGGUGUCGAGUCUGAUUGGCCCUCUAUGAUUGGGCGGCCUUCCCUGCCACCUGACCCGACAACCAGCACUGACCCCUCCAGACGUUGCUGGCUGCCAGAGUAAUGGAACAACGCAGGGCGGGAAAUGGGACCAUGGCGGGUGUCAGCCAUGUCCAAGACUGCAACAAAAUAUACCGCAUGCAAAGUAAAAAUGAAUGGCAGAGAUCUGACGGCAUGCUCUGGAUUGCUGCUAAGGAUCUGCUGUGUGAACAUGUCCUAAAUCAGACAAUCUCGUGCCAAUUCUGGGGCAGAAAUGAACCAAAGGCCUGAUGACUGAGCACAUGAACUGCUACAGCUUACAGGCCUGGCCUCCUAUAGUUGUGUAGCUGUCGCUGAAUCAUGAGAUGUGUGAGAUUGUAAACCUGGUAGACAUUUUGGCAAAUUGGGAAAUGUUUACUGUGGAGUUACUGUUUUAUGGUGAUCUCUGGGUUAUUGGGCUUAUAUAGCAAAUAUUUUACUUGUCCAACCUCUCAGUCUCAUCCUGCCUCCACUCUCUGUAGAGCAUUGAGUAACAGGACAAAGCUCAGUUGAUGGACUGUAAGAGCAGAGCGGCGGUCAUGGGGGCGUCUGUCCGGAUGACACUUUCCCUACUUCUCUGGUACGCUGUAGCCGGUGUCUUCUGUACCAACAAAUGUUCAGGACCAAAUGUAUCAGUCCUUGCAGAAAGUUGGAAAUAUAGUCUGGAUAUUCUAAAAGGGUGUCCAGGCAUUGCUGGGAAACAAGGACCCGAUGGAGAACCAGGAAAGCCUGGAUUACGAGGGUAUGACGGCAAUGUAGGAGUUAAUGGCUUUACUGGUGAAAAAGGUGUUAAAGGAAUCUCUGGUAUGGCUGGACCUCCUGGAGAGUCAACUGGACCGCUAGGAGAAAUAGGAGAAAAUGGGCCCCCGGGGCCUAAAGGAGAAAGAGGUGACCCAGCAGAAGGUCCAAGGAACUGUAGAGACCUUUACGAUCUAGGACUGACCCUGACUGGGUGGUAUUACAUAUAUCCAGAUGGAAAUCCUAUGAGAGUCAUGUGUGACAUGGAAAGCGACAAUGGGGGAUGGAUUGUCUUCCAGAGACGCUGGGAUGGGUCGGUAGAUUUCAAUCAGAAUUGGGAGUCCUACAAGAGAGGAUUUGGGAAUCAGUGGAGCGAAUUUUGGCUGGGGAAUGAAAAUAUCCAUUUACUGACAUCCACAGGAAACUUCCAGCUCCGGAUAGACUUGGAAGACUUUGAGAACAAACGUGUCUACGCCACGUACAGCAACUUCCGAUUAGGAGGAGAAUCUGAGAAAUAUCGUUUACAUGUGGGGAAUUACACCGGAGGUGACUCAGGGGAUUCUCUUUCUAUGCACAAAAACCAGAAGUUUUCUACCGUUGACAAUGAUAAUGAUUCCAGCAGACGCGCCAAUUGUGCGGCGUUUUAUUCUGCCCCCUGGUGGCAUACAGCUUGCUAUGACUCCUCCUUGAAUGGCGAAUACCUACGAGGAGAACACAAUAAAAAAGGAGGCAUCGCUUGGUCGUCCUUCAAGGGAAUUCAGUAUUCUCUCAAGUUCUCAGAAAUGAAGUUCCGUCAAGAAAUGAGUGAUUGAUGGUGAAGGCGACAUUAGGAGAUGCCACAGGGGUCACAUAAAGGGUGUAACACACGGACACUACAAACUCAAUAGGAACUCUAAACUAGGGUCACAUUAUGUCCAUGUGUGACCGGGAAAUAUUAAUGCACCUUAUACAACUGUGAUGGCCCAGUGCGGGAGGUGUAAUCCCGUGCUCCUGCUGUCCUGUCAGGCAGCCUCCUUCAGUGUCCCCCGGGCCCCCUGCACUUGUUUUCCCAUUGUAAAGAUGUUUUACCAUGUAAAGUGUUAUAAAAUGUAAUGUUGCUUUAAGAGUUAUACCAUGUGAUAUGUCAUGUGAUUGUUACCCAGGAGGUACCAGUGACCAGGUGAUCCCAAAAGUGACCUAUGGGCUCCCUGCUGGUCUCCCCCAUAUAAGCCCUGGGUGGAGCUUCUCUCUCUUUGGAGAUAAGUCUUGGCUGAGGUCCAGUGCAGUCGCCUAGUGUGUGUGUCCAGAGUGUUGGAGACCUCAAAGUCCAGUCCUGCAGCCGCCAUCAAGUCAAGUAAGAUAAAGUCCCAGCUUUAUGAGUCAAGUCAGUCCCUGUCAU
Messenger RNA from Hyla sarda, 3278 nucleotides. Its product is annotated as ficolin-1-B-like. The coding region runs from base 1675 to 2712 and encodes 345 amino acids. The transcript is spliced from 10 exons. NCBI's taxonomy places the organism in Eukaryota, Metazoa, Chordata, Amphibia, Anura, Hylidae. The record is from RefSeq and is a predicted model, not a curated record.